AAUUAUUUUUCUUUGUUCCACCUCUAACGUCAUCACCUUUGACUAAAAUAAGCGGGAGGAAAUAUCUUUCCAAUGAUAUCCUGAUAGAGUGAUCUGCUCAGUGGAGCCUGAAAUAUGCAUGGAAAUGCUCAGAAAUUUGAGUGAAAAACUCGGAGCAAAAUUUCCUACGACUACACUUAGCUACUUUGUGGAAAAGAAUUGCCUGCCUCAAUGAUGCUUUCUCAGAAAUUAUUGAACUGGAAGAAAGCCCAGUAGAUAGUCAAUCACUGCACUGCAGCACAAAGAUAAGAAAAGGAGAAAAAGGAAAGGUAAAAAAAACAAACAAACAAACAAAAAAAUUAAAAAGAACAAAAAGCCUAAGACAUUGUUCACAACUCCAAAAAAUCUCCAAAUUUUGAUUUUUGUGGAUGCCCAAGCAAAAAUGUCUUAACACGCGUUGCUAGUGGGAAGAAAGGCAUGCUGUCAUGUUGCAAAUGCCUUUUUGAGUAGAUUGGAGGCAAUUUGGCUCAAAUCCAGACUGAAAAUGUCCAAAAAAUGCGUUUUUGGCAAAAAGCUCCGGGAGUCAAUGGGUUAAUCAGGUGACCAAAUUUUUCAGAAGAUGUGAUAAAGUUGGGAACAAGCUCAAAACGCCAGGAAUUCGCAAAAUUUGGAUUUGGGGUUUUGAAAGCUGUUUGUACGCAAAACGGGCCUAUCCAUCGUCGCGGGUGGUGGGAAAGGGGUGGGGCUCAUUUACACCAAAAUGGCGUCCCUGUUAUCUCUCAACGAUGACUGCCUCCAUAGAAUUGUGUCGUUUUUGGAUGAUCCUGACUCCUUUUACAAUAUCUCUCUGACCUGCAAGAGACUCUUACAAGUGACCAAAAGCACGAGGAAUGUCAUACAUUCAAAGCUGUUGCUACUGAAGGCAGAGUACUACAUCAAGAGUUACUUGGUUGACAUUACAAAUACAAGUGGUGGAAGAGCUCGAAGACGCGAUGUCUACGACAAGUACUGCAAAUUACGAGAUCUUCUUCACGGCUCUGCACGCCUUAUAGCAGCGAAAGGAAUACUGAGCUAUGCUAAAGUGAUCGAUGUGUGGCAGCAAAACGGCCCUGUUGUCGCGAAACUGUUCACGUGGAUUGCAAAUCGGAAAACCAGUGAGGAAAAGGGAGAACCUCGGGCAACGUGUAUCACGCGGUAUCGGAGUGUGACGCUUCAUUUGCCAAGCUGCGACAAGAACAUGGUGAUCAACACCAAGUACUUUCAUGAUUAUAUUGGCAACUACGACGAUGAGCUGAGUAUCCAUAUAACCUGUGGCGAUUUAGAUGUUAGAUCAGAAGGCUUUACCCGGUAUUGUCCUGAAGAUCUCUUGUACUGGGAGGAGGAAGCCGUUCCUGCUGCUGCAAAACCAAUGAAACCAGUGAUACAGCUUCUGCAGAAAGAGCUUGGUGACACCACCCCUCCAAUAACAGAUCUCUUCUUUGUCUGGCUCUGUCUCUUUUUUCCAGAUGAAGGCAAAUUGCUCAAAGAACACCAACUUAGUUUCAAAGAUGCUGGAAGAAAUGCGAAACCAACUCCUGGUUCUGUCCAGAUAGCUAUAGAUCGGUUCCAUCAGAAUCUUCAAGCUGAAACUAAAUUCCAAAACCUGGUGUCUGGAUGGAAGAAUGAGGAUGAACAACAAUCAAAGUAUUCCAAGAUGAUUGUAGAAACCAUUCAUCUCUUGUGUCAGAGAUUGCAAUUGAAGCUCCUUCAGGGGCUGCAAGAAGAUGCUGCCAGCUUCUAUCACAUUGCGUACGACUACGAACUGAAAAAACUGCCCAAGCAACUUUUGCUGGACUUAAUUCUGCGUACAUCAUUAGACGAAAGCAAUUACAGCCCUGGUUCAAUUUCUGACAAGUUUGUAGAGAGCACAGUUUCAUUCAGGUGUAAGGGGAACAAAAUCAUUAGUCUAUGGGGUGGCAUGCAUGGGGAUGGAGCAAGUUAUCCAUCCUGGGACAGGUUAGAGCUUAAAUUCAGGCUACCAGAUGGCAAAAUGUUAACGUUAGACACAGGGUACCUUAAUUACAGAUCCAAAAAGAGACCAUUACCAAUUGAACAACUGAGCCCGGUUACAGAGCUUCUUCAGGAAGGUAUCAAUGAUAGGAUGGAAGGUGAGAAGAUCCCAAAGCUCGAUAACAUGUUCACAGCCGUCUAUUUCUUACAUACACUAAACUUUUCAGAGGCUGAAGGAACUUUCUUAGGAGAACAUAAGCAGCUGAUCAAGUCGGACUCAGAUGAAGAAUCUUCAUCUGAGGACAGUGAGCCAUAACUAUUAGAAUUUAGUCACCAGAGACUGUACUUGUUGUAUUCACAAUCCCAUUAUACCCACUGAUAACCUUGGUACAUGAGGGGUCCAGGUUAUACCUAGUAGAUGCAUUGUGUCCUGUGUGUAUGAAUUCAUACAUUACAUACUAUUGUACAAGUUAUUUCAUUUAUGUAUUUAUGAUCAGGAUCUGUAGAGGGUAUUAUGUAGUGAGUAGCUGUAGUGAGCAGAAGACUUAAGUUUCCCAAUUCUGGAAGUGAGACAAACUAGUCAAUCAGUAAAUUUCUCUGCUUAGCCCCCUGAUCCCCCCCAACCCCUCCCCUGUCAGGCAUUGAAUUAUAAAAUAACAAACCAUGAUGAUAUGUUCAGGUUAAAAAAAAAAA
Molecule: messenger RNA, 2661 nt
Organism: Orbicella faveolata
Lineage: Eukaryota; Metazoa; Cnidaria; Anthozoa; Scleractinia; Merulinidae
Molecular function (GO): protein binding
Source: RefSeq, a predicted model, not a curated record